This is a messenger RNA of Exophiala dermatitidis NIH/UT8656, 3314 nucleotides long. RefSeq lists its product as uncharacterized. The transcript has 3 exons. Bases 957 to 2876 code for a protein of 639 amino acids. The record is from RefSeq and is a predicted model, not a curated record. NCBI's taxonomy places the organism in Eukaryota, Fungi, Ascomycota, Eurotiomycetes, Chaetothyriales, Herpotrichiellaceae.
CUGCACUCGAUCCCCAGGUCCCUGUCCGCUCAGGCUGUUCACCUUUUCUUCGCUUCAAGUUCUCCCAUUCCAUUAUCCACUCGCCACGAACUGCGCUGGUGCGUCUGCCGUCUCGUCGCUUGCUCAACUCUUCCUCUCCCCUCCAGAAUCCCCUUCGCCUGGUCUUUGGUCAGGUAGUCGUCUCGUCCGUCGCGCUCCCCCCUUGAUCUCGUUCGCUCGCUGUUUGAUGUCGUCUGACUGCUGCCUCCCCGGUCCCCUUCCCUUCUCGUCCGCGACCUAAUUACUAUUUCUUCACUAUUUAUCCACUUUGCCCUGUGUUCAGUCACGCCGGUACUAUUGUUCCUUACUAGUCCUUGUGGUCUAUUCAUCCCCGUCCCCGUCCCCUCUCAAUCCUGCUCUUUGUCAACAAUAAUAGACUGGGCAGCUCCUAGUUGCCCUCUUCGCCGUUUCUGCUUUCCUGCCACAAUACUUAUAUCUCUAACUACUAUUCCUCCUCGUUGUUUCUCUCUCAACCCUCUCCUCGUCUUUUCUCCUCUGCCACUCUUGAUCUCGCUUCAGCUCUCUCCCAUCUGGCUUUGGGAUAGACUCUCUCGACACUGCGGUGUUUCGCCAAAUUUGAUGUUCUCCGGUUCUGUCAUGGCACAUUCGAGCACCAUUUCGCCAUCUUCUCAACCUUUGUGAGAUCUGCAGCCACCACACACUGCCGCAAUUUCACCUUCACGGUUACCGCCUACUUUGUGCAAUUAUUAUUCACCGUUCUCACCAAUUGUCAUCGGCACCAUUAAUCACUGCCUCUCUACACCACGUCCCCUACAUAGAGACACGACUUCUUUAAUCCACACACAAACUUCUCCUCCUUUGCACGGCAACUUGUCGCCGGACACUUCUCAGCUGGUGCGGAUUGUGCAAACUGGUCCUUUGCCUGCGGCUUAAUCAUUGGAAACUAGGCCAGCGAAAUGGAGGUGGUGGAGGGAAGAAGUUCAUCCAACGAUCUGUCGAGUGCACCUCCAAGCGACGCCGAAAGCACGCCAGGGUCGCUCAGUCAUCUUACAGCAAACCACGCAGCUCGCGAUAGCGGCGCAUCCGGGAACUUUGGUGUUGCAAGUGUCGGUGCAUCUGCAGCUUCACCAGCCACACUGCAACCGGGUGCAGCCCGCCAAGACAACCGCACCGCCACACCCGCCAUGACCGUCAGCGGCGGUCUGGCUGCCAGCGCCGACCUCCCGUCGCAGCCACCGGCCAAGCGCACGUAUAAGCCACGGAAGAAGAAAGAUCCAAAUGCUCCUCCAGCUCCACCAAAAGAGAAGAAGGAACGUGCUACGAAUCGUCGUCCUCGUGGCGCCUCCACGGCUUCGAUUGGACCUCGCAAAAAGCUCAAAUUGGAGCCAGGAGAUGACAACAGCACCAUCGAAAUCAGCCGGCCCGAGAGCACGGGUUUGCAAACCUCGACAUUAGUCCAACCGGUGUUGUUCGCCUCUCACACCCUGCUUGGCGGUGCUUCCGAUGGAGCCACCAGGCCGACAGAAACGGGCGGUACGAGUUCAAUGCAUGAUUCUCCGGCGCGCGCUCAAAUGUCUUCCCAACGCCAGUAUGACUACGCUCCUUCGACGCCAACUUCCAACAAUGCCCCCGCGCCACGGUCUACCACCAUGUAUGACCCCAUCAGGUCGGUAACCAGACCCUUCGAAUCUUCCCAGCCCUCUGUAACAUCACUUCAACCCACUCUCACUCCACCGAGACCGACCUUCAACCCCAGUACGUCUCCGGCCAUAUCGGGCAUCAUUGACCACCCGACGGCACCAAGUCUCCAGCAUUCGACAACAGCGGUUAAUCAGCAAACCAAUGUAGAAACGCCAUACUACCAAAGCAAUGGCAGACCCAAGACUUCGCCCCCUGCGCCGGGGAAGUCGACCUCGAUGGAGUUGGACUCUGCUCCGUUGGAACCAGCGCAGGCCAAGAAGGCUGCAGCCCCUAAAAAGACAAUAUCUGAAGCGCCUACUCGUGCGACAUCGCCCAAACCGACUCGAGCAAAAGAGCAACCGCCUCCAGCACCGCCAGGAUCUGGUCUUCUUUCGGCCAGUCUCUUUGGCGGAGACUCGAGCAAUGAUGGAGCUACGAAGGGUUCAGGGAAAGGGCCAAAUAUUGUUCUGCAUAUUGACCUUAAGGAUCCCAACAACCGAGUCAUAAAUUUCGCACGUUUGGCGGAGGAAAAGUACGGCUUCGCUGCUCUAUACCCGCGCCAAGCUGCUCAGAAAGAGCGCCUCGCCAAAGUGGCUGCUGCCGGGGCUGCAUUGGAGCGGUCUGCGUCAGGGAGCAAGUUUGGCGGAACAUCUGGCGCCGACAGCGGUGAGGACGAUCUCAGUGUUGACAUUGAACGUGAUUCCGACCAUGACGGCGAUUUAGCGAUGUCCGGAGUCAAUGGCGGCCCAGAGGCGGCAAACAGUGGCACCGAUGCGCCCGGCUCCAAGCGUCGACGUCGAAGAAAAGUUGAAGAAUAUAAUCAAGACGAUCCAUUCAUCGAUGACAGCGAGCUACUCUGGGAGGCACAAGCAGCGGCGAGCAAGGAUGGCUUCUUUGUCUACUGUGGACCCCUGGUACCCGAGGGCGAGAAACCUGCUGUGGAACGGGCUGAUGGAACAAUCAAGCGAGGCCGCGGCCGUGGCCGAGGCGGUGGCCCUGGUUCUCGAGGUGGCCGGGCAGGGGCGGCGGCUGCUGAAGGAGGCUCAGGGCGCGGCGGAGGACCCGGCUCUCGUGGUGGUGGAGUUACUCGCAAACCUCGAAUCACCAAGAGUGAACGUGCUCAGAUGGAGAAGGAAAAGCUCCAGCGGGAGAAAAUGGCUCCUCUGGUGGCUCGACCUACGGCCUAUCCCACUUGAGCUCUCGCUUCGGUGUGCAGGCAUGUGUUGUAGUCCUGCUGCAAGCAUGGCGUGUGUGGUUGUCGUUGCGCAGCAUGCACGGACUGGUGACUGUUCAUGGACUGGAAGUGGUUGUCCAAAGCUGCCCUUGAUUCGUUGCCUACCCUAUAUCAUGGGGAGUAUUUGUAUGCUACGAGGGCGCUGGUUUUCAGUAUUGCAUGCAAAGGAUCUCAUGAUACCGGAUAGCCUAUCCGGCUGUCGCGUAAUUCCCACAUUGUGCAAUGGGUGUUUUAGACCUCCUACCACUAGUAGUAGUACAGCAUCUACCUACCUAACUUAUUAGGUGUGGUGUGCGUUGUCUACUGUAUUCUGUGUACUGCGUGGGUCACCGCUUCGAUAGAAUAAAAGGCUCAACAGUGCCAGUGAUGGCAAACAGAAGAAUAAUUUUUUGAUCUUCAG